Messenger RNA from Sorghum bicolor (sorghum), 3822 nucleotides. RefSeq names its product pentatricopeptide repeat-containing protein At1g09900. Gene Ontology annotation, molecular function: protein binding. Bases 97 to 2529 code for a protein of 810 amino acids. NCBI's taxonomy places the organism in Eukaryota, Viridiplantae, Streptophyta, Magnoliopsida, Poales, Poaceae. The record is from RefSeq and is a predicted model, not a curated record. The transcript has a single exon.
AAGCCCUUAUCCAAUACCUUGCUCCUGAGUCGAACAGGUUCUCAUGCUAUCAUCCACUCCAAUCCUCGUCAGUGCCGUUAUCAACACGCGCGGACCAUGAAAAUGAGCCCCCCGGCUCUCGCCGCCGGCACCACCUCACUGCUGUCGCCUCCCACCGCUGCCGUCUCUGCCCACCCCUUCCCUCCCACGAACCACAAGCCUCACAGCGCCCGCAUCCGCCUCUCCUCCGCCGCCGCGGCUACCUCCAGCUCCAGGUGGGUCAACCCGCGGGCACCCCCGCCCCGGCGCGGCGCGGGCAGGAGCGGGGCUAACCAGCGGCUGCACCACCUCGUCCACCUCGGCGACCUGGACGCCGCGCUCCUCCUUGUGGAGUCCAUGCGGGAUCCCGAGCGACCCGCCGCGGUUCCCUGUACACUCCUCAUCAAGAAGCUUUGCGCAGCGGGCCGCCUCGACGACGCUGAGCGUGUGCUCGGGGCCUCCGAGCGCGCGGGCACCGCCGAUGCCGUCACGCGGAACACCCUCGUCGCGGGGUACUGCCGCGCGGGGGGUCGUCUCGCCGACGCCGAGCGUAUGCUGGCCUCCCUUGCCUUGUCCGGCUCCGCCGAUGUCGUCACCUAUAACACCCUCGUCGCGGGUUACUGCCGCGAGGGCCGCCUCAACGAUGCCCGGCGCCUCGUUGCCGACAUGCCGUUCGCCCCCAACUCGUACACCAAUAGCACCCUGCUCAAGGGCCUGUGCAGCAACAAGGAGUGGGACGAUGCCGAGGAGCUCCUCUCCGAGAUGAUCCGGAGUGGUUGCCCCCCAAAUGAUCUCACGUUCGGUAUGAUAAUCCAUUCGUUAUGCCAAAAUGGAUUGGCUGACCGUGCAAUGGGAGUUCUUGAUCAGAUGUCCAAGUGCAGGUGCACACGGGGCGUGAUUGUUUACAAUGAAAUCAUCAGUUGCCUUGCAGAGCUGGGGCGUGUUGAGGAGGCUCUUCAUUUAUUCGACCAAAUGCCCUGCAAACCUGACAUCUUUAGUUACAACACUGUGAUGAAGGGUUUGUGUAGAGAUGGGCGCUGGGAGGAUGCAGGAACGCUUAUUGCUGGGAUGGUUAGAAAGGAUUGCCCCCCAGAUGAAGUUACAUUCAACACAGUAAUCAGUUACUUGUGCCACAGAGGGUUGGUUGACUGUGCAAUGGAAGUUGUUGAGCAAAUGCCCAAGUAUGGAUGUAAACCUGAUAAUUUCACCUACAGUGCCCUAGUUAAUGCCUUAUCUGAACGUGGCUGUGUGGAUGAUGCUCUUGAGUUACUAAGAACUAUACCAUGGAAACCUAACACUGUUUGCUAUCGAUCCGUACUGAAGGGACUGUGCAGAGCUGAUCGAUGGGAUGAUGUUGGGAAGCUUGUAGCUGAGAUGAUCAGAAACCAGCUGAACCUUGAUGAAGUCACAUUCGGGUUGAUCAUCGACUGUUUGUGCCAAAAAGGGCUAGUUGACUAUGGUGCUGAAGUUUUGAGGGAAAUGACAAAGUUUGGAUGCUCACCUGAUAUUAUCAUAUACAAUUCUCUUAUCAAUGGGUUUUCUGAAAAUGGGAGUGUGGAUGAUGCCCUCGAGCUAUUCAAAAACAUGUCCUGCAAACGAAAUGUUGUUACCUAUAAUUAUAUGUUGAAGGGUUUGUGUAGAGCUGAGCAAUGGGAAGAUGCUGGGAAGCUCGUAGCUGAGAUGGUUAAGGAUGAAUGUCUCCCUAAUGAAGUGACAUUUAGUACCCUAAUCAGCUAUUUGUGCCAAAAAGGUUUUGUUGAGUGUGCAAUUGAAGUUUUUGAGAAAAUGCCGAAGUACAAUUGUAUGCCUAAUGUUAUAAUCUAUAGCACCCUUAUCAAUGGCCUUUCUGAUCAAGAGUGUGUAGAUGAUGCCUUGAAGUUACUAAAUGACAUGCCCUGCAAGCCAGAUACCAUUUGCUAUAGUGCUGCAUUGAAAGGCUUGUGUAGGGCCGAGCGAUGGGAGGAUGCUGGUGAACUGAUACUGGAGAUGAUUAGAAAGAACUGUCUUCCAGAUGAAGUCACAUUCAGUAUACUAAUCAAUAACUUGUGUCACAAAGGGUUUCUUGAGUCUGCAACUGAAGUUUCUGAGCUAAUGCUUAAGUAUGAAUGCAUGCCUAAUGUUUUCAUUUACAGUUCCCUCAUUAAUGGCUUUGCUGAACAAUACCGUGCUGAAGAUGCUCUCCAGUUACUAAGAAACAUGCCAUGUGAGCCUGACACCAUUUGCUACAGCGCUGCACUGAAGGGUUUGUGUAGAGCAAAGCGAUGGGAGGAUGCCAGGGAGCUUAUAGCUGAGAUGUUUAGAAAGCAGUGCCCCCUAGAUGAAGCAACAUUCAGUAUGCUCAUUGGUUCAUUGUGCCAGAAUGGGCUGGUUGACAUGGCAACUGAAGUUUUUGAGCAAAUGUCAGUGUAUGGAUGUAGCCCUAAUAGGAAGAUUCAUAGUUCCCUUGUCAAUGGCUAUUCUGAGCAAAGGCGUGUGGAUGAAGGCCUCAAGUUAUUGAGCAGUAUGCCAUGAAAGCCUACAAUCAAUUCCUGUUGUCUGUGUUGAAGAGCUUUGAGUCCUGAGGAUGGUAAGGAUUCAAAGUAACCAGGCUGGAGUUCAUCAUUGAUUUGAUGAAUUUACAUCUGGUACUCAUUAAUUACUUGUACCAGAAGAAAGUUUGGUUUGAGUUCUUGAGUAUUGGAAUGGAUGAUGUCAUGUGAUCAUAAUUUUUUUUUUGAGAUAGCCUGCAUGGAUGCUUUUUCAAGAAUGAAUUAUGGCAGGUAAUUGAGAUGGGUACUACAUGUGACUUUUUGGCUGUAAUCAAACAAACAAAAGCACCAAUCUUUAGUCAUAAAAGAGGUUCAGCAUUGUAUCAUGGUUUUGGAUGGCAAUAGAAGGACAGUAGCUGAAGCUCUAAAUAACCGGAGAUGGGUGGUAGAUAUCAAAGGAGCACUUACUGUCCAGGUCUUGGAGGUUUAUCUCAAUAUUUGGGAUCUAGUGGAGGUGUGGCCCUGCAGCAGGUGGUACCUGAUCAGUUUAGAUGGAAGUUAACUCAGUCAGGUACCUACAACAGCAAAUCAGCUUAUGCUGCAUUCUUUGGCAGGACCAUCAAAUUUGCACCAUAGAAAAAGAUUUGGAUGAGUAGGGCUCCACUCCGGUGCAAGUUCUUCAUUUGUUUGGCUAUCAAUAAUCGUUGUUGGAUGGUAGACCAUCUUGCUAAAAGAGGCUUGCCCCACUCGGAGGCUGCCCUUUUUUAUGAUAAAGAGGAAGAAACCAUACAGCACAUCUUUGUGGGCUGUGUCUUUACCGGGCAGGUUUUGUUUUAAGUUCUACCUGCUCUGGUGCCCUCAACUUCAGACACCAAAUUUUCAAGUUGGUGGAGGAAAGGUUUUCAGCUUAUUCCAAAGGAAUUGCAAAAGGGGUUCAACUAUUUAGUUAUUCUGGUAGCUUGGGAAACCUAGAAACACAGGAAGAGCAUGCCAGGCCUAGCAUACCGAUCUGCUCCGAGUGAUAGCUGAUGAAUGCGGUUUUUUGGGAUGACAGGAGCUUCAAAACUCCAAGAGCUCCUUGCCUGGUUGCUGUCCUUGGCUGCUUAGAACUGUGGCUAGGUUGGUCAGGGGUUUUGAUGUGGUUUCUUUUAUUGUUUUGUAAGUGUUAGCUACUGGUUGGUGUUGUGUGAGUGGGGGGUUGAGUUUUUGUACUUGGACCGGUUCCUGCUGGCCCUUUGGUUCUUUCUUCUUCUUAAUGAAAUGACACGCAGCUCUCCUGCGUUGUUCGAGAGAACAAAAUAGGGGUUAUGAGCAGUAAUUACUGAAAAAUAGUAAA